UGAACGGUUGCACAUCCUUUUCCAAAGUAGUAAAAAACAGAGCGUUUCAGUCUCACAUACAUAUGUAUAAAAAUCUUUCAUAUCAUUCAAAAUUGUCCAACUUGAUCUCAAAGAUACACUUCAAACGCGAAAGCGAAAUAUUUCUAUUAGUUCUAUUAUUGGCAGUUAUUUUUCAAAUCAUAAUAUCCGGGCACUAACAUCUCCCAACAGCAUGAGGACACUCUAGGCCGAUCAAGAUUUCACUUAUCUAAUUCCCCAUUAACGUAAAAGUUUAGUCAUCAAGUUCAAACAAGGUCAGGAAGAGUUCUCCAAAGUUCAUACAACGAGAAUGAUGUCUUUUAAAGGGAUCUCGAUAAUUUUGGCCUUGUGUGCCACUUUGACUAGGGCUCAAAACCCCACGGAUGGCACAGGUUUGGUAAUUGGUGGCUUUGGGGGAAGCAUCAAUAUUGAGGUGAUCACUGGUGAUGCGAUUUGUGAUGCUCCAAUUCCUGGAGCACCAAGCGGAUCUAUUGAAGGUUGGGUGUCCGAGGUGAUGGACAAUGAAAUUUGGCUUUGCGGUGGCUCUGACCUCAACUUCCGAGCUGAUUGCUAUUCCAUUCCGAUCUCAGGAGGCAGCUGGGAGAAGCAAGCGUCGUUGUUGAAGGCCAGAGAAUAUGCCUCAAGCUUUGUUAUGGGGGAUCAAAUGGUUGUUUUGGGAGGCUAUAACGACCGAGCUGGUUGGCUGGACGAGGUUGAGCGGUAUGAUCCGGUUUCUAAGACCUGGGAGGUCAUGACUGAUUGGACUUUACCACGAAAACUCUUCAACUUGUGCGCUCUUCCCAUGGAUGAUACUCACAUCAUCAUUGCCGGUGGCAAUGAAUAUGCCCAGGAUUAUCGAGAUUUAGUGGACAUCCUGGACAUCACCACUGGCGUAUGGGAGUCGGCCGAGGCAUUGCCCUUUGGCAGAGCGGCCCAUGAUUGCAUUAACUAUGAACUGAACGGGGAAAAGGGAAUGCUCAUGACUGGAGGAUGCACAGAGGCUUGUCAGAAUCAUGUUAAGCAAACCUUAUUCUUUUCGUACACUACAAGAACCUGGACUGUCUUGAGUGACUUGUUUGAGGAAAAGAUGGGCCACAAGAUGACCUGGGUAGAUGGACAAGUGGCUGUCAUUGGAGGUUACCGUGAUUCCUUGAUUGGAAGCGUCGAGGUUUUUGAUGGUACCUCAUGGACUGUUCGGGAAGACUCACUGCAUUUUGCACGGUGGGCCUUUGGAUUGCCUGACUACAUUCCUUCUGCAACAAGCAUUGGUUGUUAGGCAGAUUUGAUCAGUGUUCCAUUCCGAUGAUAGACGCAACAGAUUGAAUGAAAUUAAAUUCACUUUAAACGCUCA
Messenger RNA from Tigriopus californicus, 1369 nucleotides. RefSeq names its product influenza virus NS1A-binding protein homolog. The transcript is spliced from 5 exons. The coding region runs from base 329 to 1294 and encodes 321 amino acids. Lineage: Eukaryota; Metazoa; Arthropoda; Copepoda; Harpacticoida; Harpacticidae. The record is from RefSeq and is a predicted model, not a curated record. Gene Ontology annotation, molecular function: protein binding.